ACAAUGAACGACUGUCCCAUGACUUGUCAAACUGAAAGAGUGGAUCUGACACCGUGGAUACAAAGAAAACUGCGUUUUUAAAUUGCCAUAAAUUCCUUCCUACAAAAUGGCUGAAAAAUAUAACCGUUUUCAGACUAAAUCGGAAACAUUUUAGCAAGCCAAUAAGCGGACGCAAAGGGAACAAGUUGCUUCUCGGGUUUUGCUACUAGAUAAACGCGAAAAUAACUGGCAGAUGAUGUUUUGUCAUUUAUGAUGCCAAGUCGUCCCUAUCUCCCGAAACGCUUGUGGCGGUGUUAGUCAUCCAGACAUAGUUUACACUAUCAACCCAGGUUAAUUAUAUUUCUAAAAUAAAGAGGAGUUGGCUCUUUAGUCCUUGGGCGAGCCAUUUAGCCUACCGACGGAAGUAGCUAACCUGCUAACAGGCUAGCUAGAAUUCGAAAAGAUCUUCGCUCUCAACAUUCCAAAUCUGGCAGGAAUGUCAAAUGAGCACUCCCCCCUCCUCACUUAUGGGCUGUUCAGUGUGGUGGGAGACCCCUCUGGGUCAGGGUCUGCAUCAGGGCAACAAGACGUGGGCACUGUCAGUCCUGGCAACCCCACUUCCUCACCCCGUAGCCUCAACACGUUCUUUGGCGUGAUUGUGCCCACUGUGCUCUCGAUGUUCAGCAUUGUGCUCUUCCUCAGGACAGGAUUUGUGGUAGGUCACGCGGGACUGUUCCAGUCCCUCAUCAUGUUGGGUGUGGCCUAUGUCAUCAUUUCCCUGACAGUUCUCUCCAUCUGCGCCAUUUCCACCAAUGGAGCUGUCCAGGGGGGCGGAGCUUACUUCAUGAUAAGCCGAUCUUUGGGGCCAGAGUUUGGAGGCAGCAUAGGACUCAUGUUCUAUUUGGCCAAUGUGUGCGCUUGUGGGGUGUACAUUUUGGGUCUGGUCGAAGCCAUACUUGACAUUUUUGGACAAGACCCAGCCUCAUCUGUGUCCGAGGGGGUGCGGGUGUUGCCCCAGGGGUACUGGUAUGGAGUCCUGUAUUCUUCUGUCGUGCUGCUGGUCUGUUUGCUGGUCUGCCUGGUGGGGGCCCAAAUAUACUCCCGGGCCUCCUUUCUCAUCUUGUUGGUGGUGACAGUCUCCCUACUAUCAAUCUACAUCAGCCCCCUUGCCCUGGGGCCCCGUGACUUCACCAUCAGCCACCAGGGUGACAUCGCCAACAGCACCUGUGUCUACAACACCAGCUAUACGGGCUUCAACCGCACCACUCUGAGGAACAACCUGGGCUCGGGAUACUCCCUGGAUUACAGUACCAACACUGUUAUGACAUUCGCUACUGUGUUUGCUGUCAUGUUCAACGGUUGCACUGGGAUCAUGGCUGGGGCCAACAUGUCUGGAGAACUGAAGAAUCCCAGUGUUUCAAUUCCCAAGGGAACCAUAAUGGCUGUGGUUUAUACAUUUUUUGUCUACCUAUUCCUCUUCCUCCUUGUGAGCUCCACAUGUGAAAGGGUUUUGUUGAUCCAAGACUAUGGGUUCUUCCGGCGUAUUAAUGUGUGGCCACCCUUUGUCAUCAUUGGUGUGUACUGCACCUCCCUGUCAGCUGCUAUGAGCUCCCUGAUUGGGGCAUCUCGAAUCCUGCACGCCCUCUCCCUGGACCAGCUCUUCGGGCUGCCUCUUGCUCCAGCCACCAUCACAUCCAGUUCAGGAAACCCAUGGGUGUCUGUGCUGUACACCUGGGCUCUAGUGCAGUGUGUGGUGUUUGCUGGGCAGCUCAACUCCAUCACCAGUCUGGUCACUGUGUUCUAUCUUCUGGCCUAUGCUGCAGUUGAUCUGGCCUGCCUAGCCCUUGAGUGGGCUUCUGCUCCAAACUUCAGGCCUACUUUCCAGUUCUUCUCGUGGCACUCCUGCCUGCUGGGCAUCAUGGGCUGUGUUGUAAUGAUGUUCGUGAUCAACCCGGUCUACUCCUCUGCCAGCAUCGCUCUCCUCCUACUGCUUCUGCUCUUUAUCCACUAUAGAGCCCCAACCAGCAGCUGGGGCUACAUCAGCCAGGCACUCAUUUUCCACCAGGUGCGAAAGUACCUGCUGAUGCUGGAUGUGCGGAAGGAGCAUGUGAAGUUCUGGAGGCCACAGGUGUUGCUGAUGGUGUCCAACCCCCGCUCCUCCUGCCAGCUCAUCACCUUCGUCAACCAGCUGAAGAAAGGCGGAUUGUUUGUGCUGGGACAUGUGCAGCUGGGGGACCUGGACACCUUACCAUCAGAUCCUAUCCAGCCACAAUAUAACUUCUGGCUGAGUCUGGUGGACAAACUGGGAGUGAAGGCCUUUGUGGACCUGACGCUAUCAUCUUCUGUCAGACAGGGCACACAGCACCUUCUCAGAAUCACUGGCCUAGGAGGCAUGAAGCCCAACACCCUGGUCUUAGGUUUCUAUGACAACUGCGUCCCUGAAGACUACUUCCUGCAGGACCCAGCCUUCUGUGAGGAAGUUGGUGGGCGUGACAGUGGUGGGGGGGACAAUUUUGGUGUGGACUUGCCGUCCUUACAAGCCCACUUUCCCCCGGUCCGUAACAUGGAGUCCCCCCGCUGGCUCUCUCCUGAUGAGUAUGUUGGCAUGAUCUCCGAUGCCAUCAAGAUGGGCAAGAAUGUGUGCCUGGGCCGCUACUUUUUCCAGCUGGAGGGCGAAAUGAGCAGCGCAUCCCAGACCGGGGAAGAAAGGACCAUCGACGUGUGGCCCCUGAACCUGCUGCGACCGGAGAACAGUGGCUAUGUAGACGUGUGUAGCCUCUUCCUCCUGCAGAUGGCGUGCGUGCUGAACAUGGCCAACAGGUGGCGUAACGCCAGGCUCCGGAUCUUUCUGUGUGUGGAAGCCGAGUCUGGCGACCAGGGCUGGAUGGCGAAGGAGGAAACCUUGCGCGACCUGCUGGGGAAGCUGCGCAUCCGGGCCUCCAUUAAGAUCGUGGCGUGGGACGGUGUGGUGAAACUCUACACGGGGGGCAAGGAGCGGCGGGCUGCCACCCCAGGGGGCGGCGAUGUUGGGGAGGGAGACUUAGGUGGAUGGGCCAGGUCACCUCCCGGCGUCUCUGAAGAUUUCCUGGCUGCUGUGAAUAGCCUGGUGAUGGAGCACAGUGCCCUGGCAGCAGUCCGAUUCCUGUACUUGCCACGGCCCCCUGCAGGCUCCAGCCAAUCACAGCGAUACCUGGCUCAGCUAGAGGCGAUAACGCGCGAGCUGGGCCCCACCCUCCUGAUCCACGGCCUCAGCCCUGUCACAUGCACUGAGCUCUGAGAGCUUGUGUACGUGCGUGAGCAUGUCUGAUUGUCUGUCCUUUUCUUUUUGGUUAGCCUUUGUCCCGACAAAUAAUUUUAUUUGUGCCUUUCUCUGUAUGGCUUACGUCUCUUAAUCUGUUUGGGUAUGUGUGUGUGUGUUUUUUCUUUUGACUGUUUUGUGUGCUGGCCUGUUUUUUGUGACUAAGCUUUUCUUUCUGGCUUCUUGUGUUUUUUCAUUUUUAUCUUCUAGUUCAUCCAAUAUUGUCUGUGUACCUGGCUCAUUUAUUCACCUUUGUCACAGUUCAUCCAAUCCAAUGGCAAUGUUUGCGAAGAGCUAGUUAGAAUAAAAUGGUUGUCUUGGGUUUUGAUAAAGUAAUAUAUAGUAAGAAUUGGUUGCAUUAUUGUACAGUAUUUCACAGUAAGAACUGGUUUGUAUGUACUGCUGCAAAUAAUGAGGGAAAGAGUAAUUAGGGAGAUCUAGCACAAAACCAACAUGGGGGUUCUUGCGGUUUUGCCUUUUUUUGUAUUAGUGACAAAAUAUAGCAUAAGCAUAAUUACUUGAAGACAUUUUAAAAAAAAAAAAUGCUUUUGCAGUUGUGCCUAUAUUUCCCCCAGAUACCAAGCUUGUCUUAAUCUAGUGUACCCUUCAGUGUCAGUCCUGAACAACCAUCCUUGUAUUUUUCAGGUUCACCUGGCAGAUACAGUGAGACUUUCCAAAUGGAGCAAAUUGAAUCAGGUUUAUUGAAAUGCCCAAGUGUGUUUGUGCAUAUUUAUAUGUAUAACAAAGGUUAUGCACAUGUACUGUAUAUGUGAGUGACCUUGAAAUUGAAAGAUAAGGACAAGUCUCUGAGAGAAUGAAUGCCAAUAUAUAUUUUGUCUUAAAUGGGAAUAUAGCUCCUGUCAUCAUGGUCAAUUUGUUUAACCUUAAAAAGAGUUAAACUACAAGGCAAGCUAUGACACGCUCCAGGUGUACUAUUGCUUGCCAAGUUUCCUUAAAGGGUGAACAUGGCAGGCAUAUUUUGUCAAAGGAAAAAGAGGCAGGUAGGCUGGAGUGUAGAAUUUGGAACUCCCAGAGGCGUGUUACCACUUCUUGCAAAUGGUAACACUCCCAUAGAACAUUGUUCAGCCUGUUGGUACAUAGCUCCAAAUUCUUUAUAAAAUUUUGUCAUAUUUUAUAUUAAACAAGCAUAUUCAUGUUAGUUAAAUUGAUAAAUGUAUGUGGCAGAAAUUCAUCUACCCGGUAGGAUAAUACUUUCUGUUAGAUUUGGAUGGCAGUUCUGUUUCCACUUGCAUUUGCUAAGGAAAUAUUGACCAUUGCCAAUAUGCCUUGUAUUGGCCAUUUAUUUUGGCCAUUUCUGAUGUAUUAAAAAAACAUUCCUUCCUCUGUAGAUUUAAUUGAUGUUUAACAAUGAUUUGUAACUACUGUUCUUUCACUAAUAUUUUUAACACUUCCAAGAUGUAAUUCAGCACAAUUUUCUGAAUGAUGCUACAAAUUGAUCGCAAAUGGGACAAAUGAUGUGAGACAAUCUAUGAAGUGUAUUUAUUUUGAAAGAUAUUUGUAUGUCAGAUAAAAAUGUAAAUCUUUUUUUAUUUAUUUUGUGUGUUCCCACAAUAUAAAAGUAAGCAAUGUAAAGGUGUAAACUGUUAUAACAUAGCUAUCUUGUAGUCUUAUCUUUUCUAAAUAUUUCAUGUGCAUAUUUAUCAACCUUGAUCAAAAUUUCUGUUUCUAUCCUAUAUUAACAUGUCCAAUAUCUGGCUUCAGUAUUCAUGCAUAUAGUAGAUUCACAUGAUUUCCAAUGAAGAGCAAACAAGUAAACAAAUGAAAAUAGUUAUUUAUUCAUUAUAAGUGCAUGAUAAGACAAGUAAACAAUUUAAAAAUAGCAUUCUCAAAAAUGCAUUCAAAUUUGUUUGUCUCCUUCCUCCAAUGUGAAACGAAUGGCUCUUUCUACCUUUACCUUGUUUGCAUCCCUGUAAUAUUUGUUACUUAUUUAUCUUUAUUGACCUUUUUUCACCUUACAACUUACAAAUGUCCUAAUACUGUACUAUUGAAAAUACCGUGCAACCUUUAUUCUAAUCAUACAACUAAUAUUUACCAUAGAAACUUUAUGUAAGGGAAACAAUGACCUAAGAGUUUGUAGAAGUUAAUAUUUUGUAUGGUGCCGCUGAGCUAUUUCAACCCUCCGCUUGUUAUAAUAAGUACUUUCCAGGUUGUUGAGAGUCACCAUGGUCUCCAGACUGUUUCAGACGUGCAGGAAUUCGCAGGAUGUACUUUACUGUCCAGAACAGUGUUUACAAGUACCAGCCGCUUGCUGGUCCCUGGAACCACAGGGGGGUCCUGACACGGAUUUAGCAGAAAAGAAAAAGCCGAAUUCGCAACUGGAAGUGUUACAUGCUGUCCACUGACUACGGACUGCAAAUGUGAAUCCGUCACUGAAGAACAUGCACUGGAAAACCCAGGAAAACGUUCAAAAGAGAACCGGUGGACGGGAGUUUCUGGUAGAUGGUUUGGCAGGGCCGCGCCGCUGGUCAAAGCUGUGGCGCGAUCAGAGAGCCGGCGAAGUAAAGACCCCAUCAGCGAAUCGUUUAUCCCGUCUCUCGUGCUGAGAAAGCGGCUCACCUCUCGGGCGCAGUCGCUGUACCCAGCGUAAAACCUAUUCAUCGCUACUUCUGCAAAACUACCUGUAGGACAAAGAACAAUAUUGUAUUAAACCACCAAAUGAUAUAAAACAAAAGUAUGCAACUUGA
Conger conger (European conger) is the source of this 5982-nucleotide messenger RNA. RefSeq names its product solute carrier family 12 member 9-like. Gene Ontology annotation, biological process: chloride transmembrane transport; cell volume homeostasis; potassium ion import across plasma membrane. The transcript has 14 exons. The record is from RefSeq and is a predicted model, not a curated record. Bases 476 to 3256 code for a protein of 926 amino acids. Gene Ontology annotation, cellular component: membrane. Lineage: Eukaryota; Metazoa; Chordata; Actinopteri; Anguilliformes; Congridae. Gene Ontology annotation, molecular function: potassium:chloride symporter activity.